AUGAGCAAGAUGGCAGCCAAUACACUUCUAUCCAUUGCCUUCUUGGCCAUGGUUUUGUCUCUGGCCUCUGCUUCUGAUCCCUGUCCUUUGCAGGACUUUUGUGUUGCUUUUAAUGACACCAAGGAAGCUGGUAUGUAUUCAGUGUUUGUGAACGGGAAAUUCUGCAAAGAUCCAGAGCUAGCCACAGCAGAUGAUUUUUUCUUUUCAGGACUUAAUGUGCCUGGGAACACAUCGAACCAACUUGGCUCUAAUGUCACACUAGUAAAUGUUGAUAAACAAGCUGGCCUUAACACCCCUGGUAUCUCAAUAGCUCGUCUUGACUUUGCUCCAUAUGAUCUCAACCCUCCCCACAUGCAUCCUCGUGCCACUGAGCUCCUCACUAUCUUGGAGGGAACCCUCUAUGUUGGAUUCAUUAUGUCCAACCCAAGCAAUAGCCUAGUCACCAAAAUUCUUUGUGCAGGUGAUAAGGAAGCUCAUGGCCAUCUAUUACUUGAUCGAGAUUGGGUGUGGACUCAUGGUUGCUCAGAGCUAUCACCAGUUCCAACUCUCUUGGUGCCUCAGUGGUCUUUCACACAUGACGAGUCAAGAAAUGAUGUAAUGGCAGUCUCAAUUUAUAGCACAGAUUCAUCAACAGAGAAAUCAAAAAACCGAUCUUCACUUCAAUUCUUCCCCCAGGGUUUUGAGAAGGAGCGGUUUCAAAAAAUGUGA
Messenger RNA from Malania oleifera, 708 nucleotides. RefSeq names its product germin-like protein subfamily 1 member 16. The record is from RefSeq and is a predicted model, not a curated record. Lineage: Eukaryota; Viridiplantae; Streptophyta; Magnoliopsida; Santalales; Ximeniaceae. Gene Ontology annotation, cellular component: cell wall. The transcript is spliced from 4 exons. The coding region runs from base 1 to 708 and encodes 235 amino acids. Gene Ontology annotation, molecular function: manganese ion binding.